AUGGUACAUUGGAAUGCACCACCUUUACAUACGGCUGAUUGCAUCAUCACAAAUUCACUCGAUAAUUAUUUUAGUACAAUGAAAGAUAAAAAUUGGUUAUUUUAUAAAAACAGUGAACAAUAUCAAGCUUGGAAACUUGUUUCUUCUGGUUCAAUUAGUUUAAAUCGUUUACGAAAAGUGAAUGAUCAGCAAGUCGUAUUGAAAGAUAUUGUUUAUUCACCAAAUACUAACGAUAAUCAACCAUUCGAUACUAUAGCAGCCUAUCGAACAUUUACUAAUAAAACAAAAGAUUUUUGCCAAAAGCCAAUAAAUAUCGCCGAAGAUUCAAUAGAAACACUCAUACUUGUUCUUGAUGCUUUCACUUCAAAUUCGAUGUAUUUGGGUGAUGCGACCUGGCUUGGUUCUGACAAUAAUGAUGGCGCAUGGUCAGUCGUAUUUCAAGGAACACACCAAAACAACAUAAAGAAUGGUUCAUUUCAAUUUGAUGGAAUCGAAAUGAAUGAACCAGGACUCUGUUUAGCCACUCAUUGUGACAGUGAAUCUCACCCACGAUGUACAGAAGUAUUUCCUGUUAAAGUAUCUGAUGAAAAUACUGAAAAUUAUCGAAUGGUGUUUCAGUAUCGUAUUCAAUCGAAAAUGUUUACCGUUCAUGAAAGUUCAAUAGAGAAAAGAGAAACAUGGCGCUUUGUCGAUCCGAAUGCUAUUCAACCCUAUGGCUUAUUAUUAAAAAAAGAAGAAUCAUAA
Messenger RNA from Rotaria sp. Silwood1, 744 nucleotides. Lineage: Eukaryota; Metazoa; Rotifera; Eurotatoria; Philodinida; Philodinidae. The record is from the annotation of a GenBank genome assembly.